GUACAUGCGGCAACGCUGUGCAGCUACUAUUAUUUGACACUAGAGCCACUAGUAAUCGAAAUAGUAAUCUUACUCGUGGACUUUUCUCAAUUUUCCGCAAUUUUCAAUUGAAAUUUAAUAACUAUCGGUAUUGAAAAACCUAAAAGAUGUAUGCCGAAGAAUUUGAGGAUUACGAGUAUGAAGCCGAUGCCUAUGAGCCAACCGGGGAUCCACGGCUUGAUGCUGAAAAUGAACGAUACACUAGCUAUGGAAGUGCUCCCCAAUAUGCUCAAUAUAGCAUGCCGGAUGUGAUCAAGAAAUUCAUUAUUUAUUUUCGAGAGAUGGUAAACUCUGGAAAGUUGUAUGAAAUUCAGAAUGUCUACGAGAACACAUUUCCAAAAUUAACUGAAGAGCACUUCAAAUCAUCCCCUUGGCCUGAUGCAGAUGAAGUUUCCCCAUUAGUGGAUGAUGAUCAACCGUUUCUGAUUCUCUACAAGGAACUUUACUAUCGCCACAUUUAUGCACGAAUCCAAGGAGGACCAACAAUUGAACAACGUUUUGAGUCUUACUACAACUACUGUCAACUUUUCAACCAUAUUUUGAGUGCUAAAAGUCCAGUUGUUUUGGAGCUUCCUCAUCAAUGGCUGUGGGAAAUAAUUGAUGAAUUUGUCUACCAGUUCCAGUCUUUUGCUCUUUUUCGUUGUUCUCUUCAUAAGAAAUCAGCUGAAGAACUUGAAUUCAUCAGAAUCAACCCAACUUUGUGGAACAUUCAUUCUGUAUUGAAUGUGUUGUAUUCUUUGGUUGACAAAUCCAAUAUCAACCAACAAUUGGAAGUAUACGCCAAAGGUGAUGAUCCCGAUACCGUAGCAGGAGAAUUUGGCCGCCGACCUCUUUAUAAAAUGUUGGGUUACUUCAGUCUUGUUGGAUUACUGAGACUCCACUCAUUAUUAGGAGAUUUCUAUCAAGCUGUUAAGGUUCUUGAAAAUAUGGAACUCAAUAAAAAGACUCUGUACUCCAGAGUACCUGCCUGCCAAAUCUCAACUUACUAUUAUGUUGGUUUUGCUUAUUUGAUGAUGAGGCGGUAUGCUGAUGCUAUUCGGACGUUUUCCCAUAUUCUACUCUACGUCCAGCGCACUAAGCCAUUAUACCAGGCUAAAACAUACCAAAAUGACCAGAUCAACAAACAAACCGAAAAAAUGUACGUUCUACUGUCGGUGUGCCUCGUUCUUCAUCCUCAGCGCAUCGACGAAUCUCUACAGGCGAUCCUGCGAGAGAAACCUCAUGCCGAACGCAUCGUGCGGAUGCAAAAGGGAGAACUUCAAGAAUUCGAAAAUGCAUUCGCUUUCGCUUCUCCGAAAUUUUUGUCUCCUGUUCCACCUCCUGUCGAAGCACCACCUGCCGAUCAUCGCCGUGAACCAUUUCAACAGUUGGCAAAAGUUUUCAUGGAUGAAGUACAACAGCAACUUACUUUGCCAACGAUUCGCAGUUAUCUACGUUUGUACACUACUAUGCCUGUCGCCAAAAUGGCUGCGUUUUUGGAAAUGCCCGAUACUGAUUUCCGCACCCAUCUGCUAUGCUUCAAACAUAAGAUGAAGAACGUCGUUUGGACUAAAGGCACCUCUGGAUUGGACGGUGAACUCCAAUCAGGCUCUGAGGUGGACUUCUAUAUCGAUGGCGGAAUGAUCCAUAUUGCUGACACGAAAGUAGCUCGGCGCUAUGGUGAUUACUUCAUUAGACAAAUCCAUAAAUUCGAGGAAAUUAACCGCGUAUUGAAGACACAAAAAGUUUAAAAAUCCGAUGCUUUACCUCCUUUAAAUAUGUUUUACAUCUUAUUGGUUUUUCAAAGGCAAAAUACAUAACAUGGAGGAAGUUA
This is a messenger RNA of Daphnia pulex (common water flea), 1852 nucleotides long. RefSeq names its product eukaryotic translation initiation factor 3 subunit L-like (gene eIF3l). NCBI's taxonomy places the organism in Eukaryota, Metazoa, Arthropoda, Branchiopoda, Diplostraca, Daphniidae. Gene Ontology annotation, biological process: translational initiation. The transcript has 11 exons. The record is from RefSeq and is a predicted model, not a curated record. The coding region runs from base 147 to 1769 and encodes 540 amino acids. Gene Ontology annotation, cellular component: cytoplasm; eukaryotic translation initiation factor 3 complex. Gene Ontology annotation, molecular function: translation initiation factor activity; protein binding.